Molecule: messenger RNA, 1985 nt
Organism: Lotus japonicus
Lineage: Eukaryota; Viridiplantae; Streptophyta; Magnoliopsida; Fabales; Fabaceae
Product: metal tolerance protein 2
Exons: 13
Coding region: 119-1660 (513 amino acids)
Biological process (GO): transmembrane transport; monoatomic cation transport
Cellular component (GO): membrane
Molecular function (GO): monoatomic cation transmembrane transporter activity
Source: RefSeq, a predicted model, not a curated record
ACAUUCGAUUCGAUUCUGUUUGGUUUCAGAGUUAUGCUCUAACCAAAGCGAAAAACCAGAACAAGUUCAGUUCAGAAAACCCUAGAUUCUUGUUGGAAGAACAAAACAACACAACACGAUGGGGUUUAGAUUGAACCAUCUGAAUCCUAUUUACAGAACAUGUAUCACAAGAUCAUCAACCUCUUCGAAAUUCCUUCCCCCUGUUCUGGAAUCAGUGAAUUUCUUUCCACUGGAACCCUGUUUCGUUUCCCCUGAAAAUCCCGCUUUCAAAAUCCCCAAACGAUGGCAUUUUGGUCAUUCUCAUUCCCACGACGAUCACCACCACCACCCUUACAAUGUCAAGGAGGAAGGAGAGAAGAUUUUCCGGCUUGGUCUCGCCGCUGACGUUAGUUUAGCCGUUGGUAAAGCCUUCACGGGCUAUGUUACCGGAAGCACCGCCAUCAUCGCCGACGCCGCGCAUUCCGUAUCUGAUGUGGUGCUUAGUGGCAUAGCUUUGUGGUCUUUUAAAGCUGCUCAGGCGCCUAGAGAUAAAGAACACCCAUAUGGACAUGGUAAAUUUGAGACUCUAGGAGCUCUUGGAAUCUCUUGUAUGCUUUUAGCUACUGGGGGUGGCAUUGCAUGGCAUGCUGUAGAUAUUUUGAUGGGAUUCUUCUCAUCAGGUCCUGAAAUGGUUAACCAGGCAUUGGCACAUGCUCAUGGUGGACAUCACCAUGGAAUUGACAUGGAUUAUCCUAUCCUUGCUCUGAGUAUGACUAUUGUGUCAAUAGGUGUUAAAGAAGGGCUUUUCUGGAUAACAAAAAGAGGUGGUGAAAAGCAAGGUAGUGGAUUAAUGAAAGCAAAUGCAUGGCAUCAUCGUGCAGAUGCAAUUUCAUCAGUAGUUGCUCUCAUUGGAGUUGAUCAAAGUCCAUGGCCUAUUUCAGGUUCACUCAGAGCUCUGGCAACCACCGUAGGAGGAGGGUCUAUCCUUGGAGUGAAGUUUCUAGAUCCCCUUGCUGGACUUCUUGUCUCGGGCAUGAUUUUAAAAGCUGGGGCUGAAUCUGGUUACCAAAGUAUCUUGGAACUGGUGGAUGCUGCAAUCCCAGCACAGGAGUUGGUUCCUAUUAAACAAACAAUAAUGCAAGUUGACGGCGUUAGGGGAUGCCAUCGCUUAAGAGGAAGGAGAGCUGGUUCAUCUUUGUAUCUUGAUGUACAUAUUGAGGUUGAUCCUUUUUCUAGUGUUAGUGCUGCGCAUGGCAUUGGUGAAAAUGUCCGUCAUCAAAUUCACAAGUCCCAUCCAACUGUGACCGAAAUUUUCAUACACAUAGAUCCUUCAAUGUCACAUGUUUCUACCAGCACAAAAGAUGAGCUAGAUAGUUGUAGCGGAGACAUGAACCUGAACAGAAUUGUUCCUGUUGGGGGUCAUAACAUUGAGGGAAUUGUUUCUGAUAUCAUUUCAUCAAACUUUCCACAGAUGUCAGUUGAGCAUAUAACACCACACAUGUUUCAAAGCAAGAUUGUUCUUCAAAUUGAGGUUUCCAUGCCCCCUGAUAUCCCAAUCAGGCAUGCAAUGGAAUUGGCGGAGAAAGCUGAAAAAGAGGUUAUGAAGGCUGUCUCCAGUGUAGUUCAUGUUGGGAUCCAACUACGUUUAGGGCAACCAUUUCCAGGGAUCAAUCACUCUUAGAACCAUGUCUCCAAUGUAGUUCAUGUUGGGAUUCAGCUACGUUUGGGGAAACCAUUUCCAGGGAUCAAUCAUUCUUUGAACCAUACUAGAAAUACUAUAACUUGUUUUUCUGGAUAUAUUUUGAUUUGCUGUGGGAAAGCAGAUUCUUGGACCACUGCCCAUUCUUUUUUGUAAACAACUUAGUUUAACAGAUCAAAUAUUGUGAACUUAUUGGCAGCAAUUUCAUUGAGCCCGUAAAUUUACUGAAUACGGGCUCAGUAACGAACUUGCUGGAGUUACAGCUUUACAGUAGAUGUCAAUGACAGAUUUGGAUGAAAUUCUCUCA